GUAGGAGGGGGUUCUGGCUUGGAAGGGGAGCCCUGCAUUCAAUUUCGAUGUAUGUACAGCAUGCGCAGCUCGAGCAAUGCUGCAGCGCAGACAUGACGAAGCAGCCGGAAUGCAGAACAGCUGCAGCAUCCGCAGUUAGCGGUGCCUGAGGUUUCCCCAGCUUGAAGAUGGCUCUCCAAGCCAGAGAUGUGCCGGCAGGUGCUUCGGAGCGAGCAGGUCUUCCGGACAAUUUUGAGGCGAAUCUUCUCAUGGAGCAUGCUUCUCCAAGCUCUCAAGCUGCACUUUCUGAUCAGAAAAGAAUUUCUGAUGCCAAUGGGGAGGACGACAAAGAGCAGACUGAGAUCAGAGGAUGGAGCACUCUUCUUGAGGACUUGAAAGCGAGCGAGUUGCAGCGAAAGCGAGAGUGGCGCGCAAAGCUCGUGAGCGGGUCAGAGGAUGCACUAUCAGAAAUAGUGCCAGACUUGUUAGAGCCGAGUAGCUUUGAUCGGAACUCGCUCGAGGGGCAAUUUGAAGGGGACAUUUUAAAUCAAUCGCAAAGGAACCACGAAACAGUGCCUGGACCAUUGGAACAAAGCGCUUUUGGCAGGGAUGACAUGACGGAUCAGAGCGAGCCUAUGACUGCAAGGCAAUCAGGGGAUCUAAAAGUAGAAGACAGCAGCCAAGGUCAAAUCAUACAGAAUCCAGUACUGCAAUUGACAUCGUCAGGAGCCACUUCCAGCCAUGCUCCGCACAGCAAGCGCCGCAUUUGCCUGCGGUUGUGCUUUGCAUUUAUGGCGACGACGAUGAUGUCGGCCCUUAUGGUGGUCAGCUUUGCAUCUUUCCUUCUAUUCUGGGAACACGUCAACGGGCUGCUCCAGUCAGAGUACGCAGGAGGGGAUCAGCGCACUGGGUGCAAAGUUCUGUCCAGAGAUGUUGAUCUGCGCACUGCCAAGCUUUGCGGCACCGACGCCCUCCGUGCGCUGCAGCCCGUUGCUGGCCACAGCGCUCCAUCACAUCGUCAAACGAAAGGGGAGCUUUGCAGAUUCGUCUACUACUGGGUGGCAGUCCUUCAGGUGGAGUUUUGGCCGAAGUCAGCGUCCCUGCCGACGCGCGCAUUUGCGGAGAAGCCGGGCGCCCUUCUCGUCGAGUCGUGCCGCCCGGGGUUCCGGGAAGUGUGGAACGUCAAAGAAGGGUACAGGAUCAACGGCACGUAUGCCUGCACGUACAACCAAGCGCGCUUGCAGCAGGUCGAUCUGGAGGGUCGCAAUUUCUCGAGCUGCCCCCAGAACCCGGGGGUUCGACAAGCCCACGAAGUGGACUUGCUCAACCCCCUCGCCGGAAAGAUUCUGGAAUUGGUGUCGAACAUCGGGACGGUCUACCAAUCUUUUGCGGACCUCCUCUCUCCUGAAAUGCACGCUGCCGACAAGAUGCUUGAGAGGGGCCUGUGGUUAUUCUUUGUCUUCGUAGCGUCCCUAAGGCUCACGCAAAGAUUAACACGGAAAAGGGCUACCACGCUUGCUCUGCUCAACCCUUCAACCCAAAGACAUUGACACGCUCAAGGAACAGGAAUCAGUCCAGGCAGGCUUGCGGAAAUCAUAAUUCAGUGCAUCUGCUUCCGCUAAUAUCAUGACUCAGGGUCCUGUCCUGCCUUGCAUCAUUAUCAGCGAUAACGGGGCAUGUGAGCGGGGAACUGAGACCGACUAAGGUCGAGCUGCCUCGUAGGCGGGUGAUCGCCUGGGGUAGCCACGGAGAGAGAUGCCUGAGUGCGUCGGUCACGA
Messenger RNA from Klebsormidium nitens, 1757 nucleotides. The record is from the annotation of a GenBank genome assembly. NCBI's taxonomy places the organism in Eukaryota, Viridiplantae, Streptophyta, Klebsormidiophyceae, Klebsormidiales, Klebsormidiaceae.